Messenger RNA from Rhea pennata, 850 nucleotides. It is a transcript of the gene DYNLT2B, whose product is annotated as dynein light chain Tctex-type 2B. Gene Ontology annotation, cellular component: cytoplasmic dynein complex; cytoplasm. Gene Ontology annotation, biological process: microtubule-based movement. The transcript is spliced from 5 exons. The record is from RefSeq and is a predicted model, not a curated record. Lineage: Eukaryota; Metazoa; Chordata; Aves; Rheiformes; Rheidae. The coding region runs from base 55 to 441 and encodes 128 amino acids. Gene Ontology annotation, molecular function: dynein intermediate chain binding.
AGUGGCGCUGGUUGCCGGGUAACCAACGCCGGGCCGGGGCCGGGGGCCGCGGCCAUGGGCGAGCUGGGCCCGGAGGGUGAGGCCGGGAACACGUACAGCCUGCGGCCCGGCUUCCAGCGCCGAUUUAAACCUUCUACUGUAAAAGAAUGUAUCCAUGCAAUACUGAAAGAGAAGUUGACCAAUGUACAGUACGUCCCAGAAGAAAUGCCUCAGCUUACCAAAUCCUUAUCAGAGACGAUAAAAGAUCGACUGAAAGAUGAGGGAUUUGAUGACAGAUACAAAAUGGUUGUGCAGGUUGUGAUUGGAGAGCAAAGAGGAGAAGGAGUAAAUAUGGCUGCACGAUGUUUCUGGGAUGCUGACACUGACAGCUAUGCUCAUGAUGUUUUUAUGAAUGACAGCCUGUUUUGUGUGGUAGCUGCAUUUGGCUGUUUCUACUAUUGAAGAUGGUGAAGGUUGCACAAAAGGACUGGGGGAGAGGAAGAGGGGAUAUUUUAGGAUAUUUUUUGUUAACAUACUGUAAAGCAGCAUGUCCUUCCUUUUUUAGAGUAACAAAGUACAGCUCUGCAAAGCACAUCCUACACCUGUUACACUACAACAUCCCUUCUUCCUUGUUGAUAUCAGUAUGGCUUUCUUGUUGGUAUCAGUAUAGCUUUAAACAGGUUAUUAUGUCCUUUAUUUAAAUCACCCUUUGUUUUAUAUAAAGUCAACUGGUUUUGUUCUAAAAAAGCAUACCGCUGAUAGCCAUUGUUUCUAAGAUGAGCUAAGCUUUUGUCUUGAAAAGGUUACUUUUAAUUUCCUGAGGUAAAUGAAAUAUUUCUAAUAAAUGUAACAUAAUAAACGUAUGUAUUUA